GUGGUCGCGGCGGCGUGGGCCGGCAGCGGCACCUUGCAGCCUGUGGGGAUGAGAGGUUGGGCGGACUCGGGCCUGGGCCCGUAUGGACCCCCUGGCGCUGGGCCGGUGGCGACGGCGGAGGCCAGAGGAGCUGCAGGUUCUGGGGGACGCGAAACGGGCAUGCAGGAGAUUAGAAGCAGCGGCGCAGGAGUGGGGCUGCCCCCAGGUGAAGGUGCGCGUGUCUGCAUCCUGGGGCAGUAAGGAGCCCGAGUCACCAGAUGCCCAGCCCAGAGGCCACCUCCCUGCACCGAGGCCAGACGGUGGCCAGGGGCGACCAAGCGUGGGGGUUCCUCAGGACGGUGGAAAGAGCUGGGCCCAGCCUUGCCCAAGAUGCAUUGCGGGGGAGUCUGACGGGAAGAGAGACGGACGAACAACAAUGUUCUGAGCAGGAGAGCGGUUUCCAUCUUCCAUUCUAUCAAGGUACAGUGGCCAAUGACAGCACACAGAUGUGGACCAUGACAGAUGAAAUGGACACUGAUUUUUAUGUGGCUGAGAGAACUGGUUUUAACCCGUGAGAUCUGUGGAAGCCUUUCCCAAUGCAAACAUCACCAAGCUGCUUCCUGUUACUUUUGCCUGUAUGGCUGUGACACUACAUCUCCCGCUGCAUGCGGGCAGGGCCUCCUCACUACACCUCACACACAGCUGAGCCCAGCCUACGUGAAUGUUCGGGGCUGGGGGGAAGGGAGGGCAGCGGAGGGGCAGCAGUCCCUGUAUCCAGUAAGCGAGGCACAGAGAAAGUCAAUGGCUUCUACUUAAGGAUACCUCUGUGCCGAUGCUGGUGUGUAAAAAUGAGGCCAUGGGGGCCUCCUCUCAACGGCUGCGCUCUCUGAGUUUCUUUCCCAUAAAAAUGAUGGGUUUGCUCCAAGCACCCCAUCAGAUCAUGUCAUUUCCCUCACGCACCCACCAGUCCUACACCAUUCCUCUCCCAGGCCCCUGACCCCUGAAUCACUACCUACGUGGCUAAAUGUUCUCCAUCCAUUCCUCAUUCGUGUAUAUAUAUAUUCCUAUAUAUGUACAUGUAUAUAUAUAUAUAUAUAUAUAUAUAUAUAUAUAUAUAUAUAUAUAUAUACGCACAUAUACAUCUCCCUUGAGGACCUACCAAGGGUGGGCCCAGGCUCCUUAGUUGAGCUGCGGAUCAGGAAGAGAGAGGUGCGACAGAGCAGUGGGCAGGCACCUGCAGGGCGGCACAGGCUCAUGGGCACAUUUGGAGAAGGAGCCCUGGCGACAGCAGCCUUUGGGGGACAGGGGAGCAGACAAGACUGCAGGGGGUGGUGUGGGAACUUGGGGUUAAACAGCAAGAAGGAAGGUUGGACAACAAAGGGUCACCAAGCCAUCAUUAGAUGAUGGAACCCCUCCCUUCAGGCCCCCCGUCAGCCCCCCCCAGUCAGUCAUUCCACAGCCAACCUGGCCAAACUGAGCAGAGGCAGUUUCAAGGCUCCAUGCAUGCAAAGUGACUUCAAGACAUUGGACCCCCCCCCCCCACCUUUCCCCUUUGCCUCUGAAGGCACACGUGGCUGCACCUUGUAAGGACCAGAGCUCUGGAGUCCAGCGCUGGGGCUGGAGUUGCAGCCUCCUGGCAGUGUGACCAGAACAUGUCCUCCGACGUUUCUGUGCAUGUGCCUAUCUUGGGGUGCUGGCACAUAACAUCCAAUGCAUGUGAGCUGCUUUUAAAAACAUGGGUAAUUUUAUGUCCUAAAAUAUUGCUUACUGCUUAAAUAGUUUCAUGCUGGCUCACAUUAAAAAUGAUUCCCAAGUGAAGAUGACAAGGGGGAAAUAUUCGUUAUUUAGUUCUUUUCUUACAUUAAGCUAGCAUAAUAAAGUACAUUUCUGGGUUGCA
This is a messenger RNA of Balaenoptera ricei (Rice's whale), 1876 nucleotides long. It is a transcript of the gene C16H10orf143, whose product is annotated as chromosome 16 C10orf143 homolog. NCBI's taxonomy places the organism in Eukaryota, Metazoa, Chordata, Mammalia, Artiodactyla, Balaenopteridae. Bases 83 to 424 code for a protein of 113 amino acids. The record is from RefSeq and is a predicted model, not a curated record. The transcript has 5 exons.